Molecule: messenger RNA, 368 nt
Organism: Homarus americanus (American lobster)
Lineage: Eukaryota; Metazoa; Arthropoda; Malacostraca; Decapoda; Nephropidae
Product: protein O-mannosyl-transferase TMTC2-like
Exons: 3
Biological process (GO): protein O-linked glycosylation via mannose
Cellular component (GO): endoplasmic reticulum membrane
Molecular function (GO): mannosyltransferase activity
Source: RefSeq, a predicted model, not a curated record
GUGGAGGAGGAGGAGUAGCAGGUGGAGUAACAACAGGAGGAGGAGGGGGAAGAAAAGGAGGAUGGGCGUGGCUUCGACGUGCAGGAGUGCUGGCAGGGGCGGGGACACUGUGUAAGGAACACGCCCUCACCUCCCUCCUGGUGUGUGCCGCCUGGGAUGUUAUACUGCACAGGAAACACGUAAGAAGACUACUCUGCAGGCGGCCUCGGAGCAGACCCUUGGGUGCCCUACUCAAGAGGCUGUUCUGGCUGAGUGUUAUGGGGGCGGUGAUCCUGGUCCUCCGGCUAUGGAUGCUCCGAGGGACAUCACCUGUCUUCAGCGAUCAGGACAACCCGGCGUCUUUCGCUCCUUCCCGCUUAACAAGGUAG